Schistosoma margrebowiei is the source of this 2118-nucleotide messenger RNA. The record is from the annotation of a GenBank genome assembly. Lineage: Eukaryota; Metazoa; Platyhelminthes; Trematoda; Strigeidida; Schistosomatidae.
GGUAUUCAGUGUUUGACAACGCUUUUACCAGCGACAACAUGUCACUUUGAAAAUGUCACGGGAACCAUUAUUGAAGACUAAGGGAAAGAAUUCAUGUACGAAGAAAAAAUUCAAUCUUUCUUUCCAUCGAAACAUACUUGUUUUUCUAGCUUGUUUCAUAGCUUAUAAUUUCGAGUGGCAAAUGAAAAGGAACGCGUUGCUCUAUUGGUUUCUGUGGUUUCUCAUUGUCAAUGUCUUUGUCGAUGAAGCACAAAUAAACACUAUCUCUUCAGUUACAAAAGUACUCGAAGCUUUUGAAAGUGGAGUUGAUCCGGAAGUUUAUCAAAACAUAACAGAAGUAAUAUUCUCUAAAGGCUACACAUCCGAAGAACACUAUGUUACUACCGAAGAUGGUUUUAUUUUGUGUAUUAUAAGAAUUUUACCGAAGUGUCACGUGGCUUCAGGAAGACAAAAAGUUGUAUUCCUUCAACAUGGCCUUUUAGAUUCUGCUCAUACUUGGGUUAACAAUUUGCCAGACGAAAGUUUAGGAUUUAUACUUGCUGAUAAUUGCUAUGAUGUGUGGCUUGGUAAUAGUCGUGGGAGCACCUAUUCAUCAAAUCAUCAGUAUUUAAAACCCGAUGACAAAGAGUUCUGGGAGUUCUCUUGGGACGAAAUGGGCAAAUACGACCUACCGGCAACACUGAUGUACAUUCUUAAUUACACUAAUGCUGAAAAACUGAGCUACAUUGGUCAUUCACAGGGCUGUCAAAUUAUUUUGGCAUGUUUUGAUGAACAUCCUAUGAUGCAAUCAUUUAUUAAUUUAUUCAUCGCCUUAGCACCAGCUGCUUACCUUGGUUCCAUUAAAAGUCCUAUACGUUAUAUUGCACCAUUUGCAAAAACAGUCGAACCAGUUAUUGAAUGGUUUGGAAAUGGUGAAUUUUUACCUUCAGGUAAAAUUAUGCAAUUUCUAGCAUUAUUCUUAUGCAAACCAAAUCAUAUUCCCUUUGUGUGUAGUAAUAUAAUGUAUUUAAUUGCUGGAUAUGAUUCUAAGAAUACAAAUGUGAGUCGUUUACCAAUUUAUGUUGCACAUACACCAGCUGGAACAUCAGUUCAAAAUAUGGUACAUUAUUGUCAAGGUAUAGUUACUGAUCGCUUUCAAAGAUACGAUUAUGGUCCUACAAAAAACUUACAAAUUUACAAUCAAUCAUAUCCACCAUUAUAUAAUAUUUCUCAACUUAAAAUACCUAUUAUCAUUUAUUAUGGUGGUCAUGAUUGGCUUGCAUCUUAUAAUGAUGUUUAUAAACUUAUUAAACAAAUUAAUUAUACAAUUUCAUCCAUACAUUAUUUUCCACAAUAUAAUCAUUUAGAUUUUGUAUGGGGUUUAAAUGCUGGCAAAUUAUUAUAUCCAUUAAUAUUAAAACAACUUUCUAGAGUUUAAUUAAAGUCAACAACAAUAACAACAUGAACUAGAUAUGAUUUUGUAUAUGAAAAAGUGUGUGUGUGUGUGUGUGUGUGUGUAUACGGUACUGUUUGGACUGAUUUCCAAUCAUUUAAUCUUACAUUGUUUAUUUAUUUACUUUUUAAUGUUUACUUAUCAUUGAUAUCAUGAUUUCAUAUUGAUUGUUAUUUAUUAUGAUCGUCACUAUGGUGAUUUUCGCUUCCUCCUCCCCAUCUUCUUAUUUUUUUGUUGUUGAAAUUUUAUCUCCAACACAUUAUGUGUAAAAAAAACGGGACAAAACAAUUCUGUCAUAGGAGAAAUUUGCAAAAAAAAUGUAUUCUCAAGUAAUCAUUAACAUGAUUAAACACUUCAAGUUUUAAUGUUUUAUGUAUUUAUUUAUUUGUUUUUUCUUUUUGACAUUCGAAAUUUGAUUAUUAAAAAGAAAACAAGUUUUAGGAAUAAAGAUUUGAUAAUGUUGUGUUAAGUUUUAGAAUUAUUGAUUUCUUUGGAACUGUUGUGCUUGUGCUUGUAUUGUGAUGUUGCUAUGCUGUGCUGUGCUGUGCUAUUUUCACUUAUUUUUCAUUUUGUAUGUAUGUAUGUAUGUACUUGUAAAAUACUUUGUUUAUCUUAAUUAUUUUAUAAACGUUUUUCACAAUGUAAAAAUAUCAGUUUUAUAGUGAAAAUUUAUGUUGAAAUGUGAA